Molecule: messenger RNA, 2675 nt
Organism: Penaeus indicus
Lineage: Eukaryota; Metazoa; Arthropoda; Malacostraca; Decapoda; Penaeidae
Product: solute carrier family 12 member 8-like
Exons: 13
Coding region: 1-2019 (672 amino acids)
Biological process (GO): potassium ion import across plasma membrane; chloride transmembrane transport; chloride ion homeostasis
Cellular component (GO): membrane
Molecular function (GO): potassium:chloride symporter activity
Source: RefSeq, a predicted model, not a curated record
AUGAAGAAAUCAAAAGUGGACUGGAGUCGCUUCGGGCUCGUAUCCGACGGCGACACAGACGCCUCCGAGACCACGAGGCUGAAGGAUCCGGCCCUCGAGGAAGGAUACUACGGAGGACAGGACACCGAGCUCUUCGCGGAGGAGAAGGGCGACACGCCAUGGUGGAAGAGCACCUUCUUCGUGAGCGAGCGCGUCCUCUUCGGCACGUGGGAUGGCGUCUUCACCUCCUGCCUCGUCAACCUCCUGGGCGUCAUCGUCUUCCUGAGGGUGGGCUGGGUCGUCGGCGAAGCGGGCGUCCCUCUCGCUGCCCUGGUCGUCGUCGUCUCCGUGGUGGUGGUUCUGACGUCCGUGGUGUCAGCGGUGGGGAUCUGCGAGCGGACGCGGGUGGAGAGCGGGGGCGUGUACUUCCUCAUCUCGCACGUCCUCGGGUCGCAAGUCGGCGGCGCCGUCGGCCUCGUCUAUUGCUUCGGGCAGGCCGUGGGCAUCUCGCUGUGCGUGGCCGGCUUCGGCGAGUCCAUGGUGGAGCUGCUGGAUCUGUCGUGGUCGUGGUCGGAGAAGGCCUUCGCUGCGGGCGCCCUGCUCCUGCUGGCGCUCAUCAACGUCGCGGGCGUCAAGUGGGUCAUUAAGGUGCAGUUCCUCCUGCUGCUGCUCGUCCUCCUCGCCGCCAUGGACUUCAUCUUCGGUAGCUUCCUGGACCACUCCGAUGAACCGGGCGUGACUGGCUGGUCGGCUGUUACGUGGGCGAACAACACCUCCCCGGGGUAUACGACGGGAAAUUCCUGGUUCACGGUACUAGGUGUGUUCUUCCCGACUGUCACGGGCAUAAUGGCAGGGAUUAACAUGUCAGGUGACCUCAGGAGCCCGGCGAAAGACAUCCCGGUUGGUACACUAUCUGCUCUGGGUCUUAGCACGGUGCUUUACAUGGUGUUCAUCUUGGUCCUCGGUGCCACCGUCCAGAGGGAGGUGCUUCUCAGGGACUACAUGAUUACGGAGAAAGUUUCUGCAUUAGGUGUGCUAUUACUGGCUGGGCUCUACACAAGCACACUGUCCUCGACGCUGGCUUCUCUGUACGGCACACCACGCGUCCUCCAGUCUAUCGCCAGCCAGAACGUGGUGCCCGCCCUGUCUCCGUUGGCCCAAGGACGAGGGCCCAACAAAGUGCCCGUGCUGGCCCUGGUGGUGACCGUGGUGGUGACACUCGUCUUCCUCCUCGUGGGACGCAUCAACACCCUGGCACCCAUCGUCACCAUGCCCUACCUGGCCACGUACGCCGCCAUCGACUACGCUUAUUUUGCCCUUGCGAUGACGGCUGACCUGCAGAGGGCAAGGGAGGCGAGGUUCAGAGGUCAGACCUUCGGGACGCCCACUUUUGACUCCCGAGGUCUUGGGGGAAACACGGACCUUGAUCACCUGUUCCCUGAGAGAGUCACUCACAAGAAGGUGAUCACGACGGCUGCGAGCUCUGGCACCUCGAGCUUAGUCUCCUCUCCGGACGACCACUCCAGCAUCAAGUCCGACACUGAACCGUCCGCAAAGGAGGAGGAGAAUGGCGGAUCCGGGGCCAAUGAAGACCUGCUGCCUGGCAUGGGCGCUCCUGGAGACUUCCUCCCUAUCACAGGGAAGCCUACCCACUGGUACUCCCACCUAUGCAAUCGCUGGCUGUCUUUGAUAGGGGUGGGCGUGAAGGUGUCCAUGAUGGUCUGCGUCCACUGGGCCUACAGUCUCACCACACUGCUCACCAUGCUGCUUCUCUACGUCUACAUCGGGCAGGCUGCUCCCGGUGGGCCCCCUGGCAUCGCUAUGGAAUUCGUCUUCCUGAGGUGGCUGAAGAACAGGUUUUUGGCGUGUUUUGGACAGAGGUCAGCCGAGUACGACCAAGUAGUCGUGACGCCCCUGCAUCCUGGAGUCGAGGUCACAGCCAAUCAGCUGACUGAGGAGAACGAGGACUUCGCCGCCAGGUCACGCUACCACCAGUCGACGCCAGGUCAAGCACUUCCCGAUCUCACGGAACAACAGUAGCUACGUCAUCAUAGUCAUCGUCGGUCUUGGCUUCACCGGCUUAGAAGUCAUCUGAAGAACAUUCUAGCUGCGGCCUUUGUGGACAAGGACGUUUUCUGCUCUGUACCACACGGAGGGAGAUAUCUAUUCGGUGUAUUGUAGUUUACCUACAUCUGUGUUGGUGUGUGUGUAUACACUCGUUAUACUUAACUUCGUGGAAGCGCCUCUAGAUAAGUGUGUUGCUCCAUUGUUUAAAUUCUCAAUUGAGACACACGAGUAAUAGCUGCCUAUGAAAUUUUCGAUCUGUUUUGUGUUGCGAACAUUUGCAAAGUGGAUACUGUGUGUUUAAAAUACAUAUUCUUAAUGUAAUUCAAUUAAUACUGUAACUUUUUAUGCUCAACGCCAGUAAACUGAAGUGACGAGGGAAACAAAUACCACAGGACAGGUUAAUUCAUAAAGUAUAUAAAGAUAUUGGAAGCUGAUCCAGAAUUAGAUCAGGAAGAUAUGCCGAAAAGGUAGUGAAUCACGCAACUUCAAAUGACAGUCAGAUGUACUUUUAGUUGGGGGCAAAACGUUGAUAAUGCACGAGAAUGGGGAGCAGUAGUGCGUUCUGCUUAAUCUCUAGUUCUUACUACCUCGGUGUGCACGUAUACAUAUUUUACAGCACACACACACAA